AUGGGCAGCUUUGAAUGCUAUCUGGGGGAUACGGUGCUGCUGAAAGCUGAAGGCUCUAACGAAGCCUGGGUCGGCAUAAUACGCGAAUUCCAGGCCGACGAGGAGGGCGAGAAAGCAGCAAACUUCAUGUGGUUUUCGUCGGCCCAGGAGAUCCGCAACCCCAAAAAGAAGAGGACCGACUUUCUCGAGAAUGAGCUAUAUAUUACCCCUGCCUUCGAUGUCAACUCGCUGGCCACCCUCAACGGCAAGGCCCAUAUCCUCUCCGAAGCCGCAUACAUGGCCAAGUACCCGACCGGCAAGGUUCCGCGCAAGUCGAGCGAGUUUGGCAAAGUGUUUAUCUGUCGCAGGGGAUGCAACACACGGACGGGCACCUAUACAGACGAAUUCGUAUGGGAGGAUAUCUACCGUGGGCGAGAGGAUAUGGAGACAUUGCAGGAUAUGGUCUUGAAGAACACCAAAGCCACCCGGAAGCGAAGACAAGCGAAGGAGGAACCGACCGACAAGGAUUACAAGCACGAUGCAGCGGACGAUGAAGAGGGCGACUAUGCCCCGGGGACACCGCGCACCCCAAAGAGAGCCCGAACCCGCGACGCUGUCACGCCCAGCAGCAAACGCAAACCCGGCAGCAAGCCCGCGACUCCCUCUUCACACCGACGCAUCCUCGUCAAAAAGCACCUCGAGUUUACCCCCCUCGCAACCCGCGUCCUCUCUCCGCACCACAUUCACGCUUCCCCCUACCAACUGGCUCGCACCCAACUCCACGUCGCAUCGGUCCCGACCAGCCUUCCCUGCCGCGAAGCGGAAUUCAGUCUCGUUUAUUCGCAUCUCGAAGCGGCCAUCACCGACGGCUCCGGCACCUGCAUCUACAUUUCGGGGACGCCAGGCACGGGGAAAACGGCAACAGUGCGCGAGGUGGUCAGCCACCUAGACGCGGCGGUGCGGGCAGACGAGCUAGACGACUUCAUCUUCGUGGAGAUCAACGGCAUGAAGAUCACCGAUCCGCACCAGUCAUACUCCCUCCUCUGGGAGGCGCUCAAGGGCCAGCGGGUCAGCCCGGCGCAGGCGCUGGACCUGCUGGAGCGCGAGUUCAGUCACCCGUCGCCGCGGCGCGUACCCUGCGUGGUGCUGAUGGACGAGCUCGACCAGCUGGUCACCAAGAACCAGGGUGUCAUGUACAACUUCUUCAACUGGCCCGGCCUGCGCCACAGCCGCCUCAUCGUCCUGGCCGUCGCCAACACCAUGGACCUGCCCGAGCGCACCCUCAGCAACAAGAUCAGCUCGCGCCUCGGGCUAACCCGCAUCACCUUCCCGGGGUACAACCACGAACAACUCAUGCGCAUCGUGCAGAGCCGCCUGGAGGGCGUGCCGGGGGACAUCGUAGACGGGGACGCGGUGCAGUUCGCCGCGCGCAAGGUGGCGGCCGUGAGCGGCGACGCUAGACGGGCGUUGGAUAUCUGCCGGCGGGCGGUUGAGCUCGCCGAGGCGGACGCGAAAGCGAGGGACGGCGAUGGCGGCGAUGGCGAUACCGGGGCGCCAGACACACCAAGCAAGAAGGCGGGCCGCAAGGCCAAGGCCGACGAGACGCCCAAGAAGAAAAGAGCCGCCGCCGCCGCCGGGCGCGUCACAAUCGAGACGGUGCGCCGCGCUAUCAGCGAGGCCACCAGCAACCCGCUGCAGCAGUACCUACGCUCGCUGCCCUUCGCGUCGCGGCUGCUGCUGGCGGCGCUGCUGAUGCGCACGCAGCGCACGGGGCUGGCCGAGAGCACCUUCGGGGACGUGCUCGAGGAGAUGCAGCGCACGCUCAAGCUGGCCGGGGAGAGCCGGCCGUUGAUGUUGCUGGACCGGAAGGCGGCCGAGAUCACUAAUGCCAACGCCGGCGGGGCAAACUCGGGCCUGAUGAUGACCGGGCCGAUCCGCGCCAAAAACAGCUCCCAGCUGGUGCGGCCCGCCGGGCUCAGCGCUGCUGCCGUGGAUCUCACGGGGGCGGGCAUCAUUAACUUGGAGGCGCACAAGGCUGAGCGACCGAGCAAGAUGCGUCUUGCGGUUGGGGAUGAGGAGGUCAGGCUGGCGUUCCGGGAUGACCCCGAGAUCAAAGGGCUUGGUGUGAUGUUGUAG
Chaetomium globosum CBS 148.51 is the source of this 2115-nucleotide messenger RNA. RefSeq lists its product as uncharacterized. Bases 1 to 2115 code for a protein of 704 amino acids. NCBI's taxonomy places the organism in Eukaryota, Fungi, Ascomycota, Sordariomycetes, Sordariales, Chaetomiaceae. The record is from RefSeq and is a predicted model, not a curated record. Gene Ontology annotation, molecular function: chromatin binding; ATP hydrolysis activity; ATP binding. Gene Ontology annotation, cellular component: nuclear origin of replication recognition complex. The transcript has 2 exons. Gene Ontology annotation, biological process: DNA replication initiation; mitotic DNA replication checkpoint signaling.